Castor canadensis (American beaver) is the source of this 2775-nucleotide messenger RNA. RefSeq names its product symplekin scaffold protein (gene Sympk). Gene Ontology annotation, cellular component: mRNA cleavage and polyadenylation specificity factor complex. The record is from RefSeq and is a predicted model, not a curated record. NCBI's taxonomy places the organism in Eukaryota, Metazoa, Chordata, Mammalia, Rodentia, Castoridae.
AGCCCAACCUGGGGGAAGAUGAUGAAGACAAGGACUUGGAGCCUGGUCCAUCCGGGACCUCAAAGGCUUCAGCCCAGAUCUCAGGCCAGUCGGACACAGACAUCACAGCUGAGUUCCUGCAGCCUCUGCUGACGCCCGACAAUGUGGCCAAUCUGGUCCUCAUCAGCAUGGUGUACCUACCUGAGGCCAUGCCUGCCUCCUUUCAAGCCAUCUACACCCCAGUGGAGUCAGCAGGUACUGAAGCCCAGAUUAAGCACCUGGCUCGGCUCAUGGCCACACAGAUGACAGCUGCAGGACUUGGCCCAGGUGUGGAGCAGACCAAGCAAUGCAAGGAGGAGCCCAAGGAGGAGAAGGUGGUGAAGCCAGAGAGUGUCCUGAUCAAGCGGCGCCUGUCAGCCCAGGGCCAGGCCAUCUCUGUGGUAGGCUCUCUGAGCUCCAUGUCCCCGCUGGAGGAGGAGGUACCCCAGGCGAAGAGGAGACCAGAGCCCAUCAUCCCUGUCACGCAGCCCCGGCUGGCAGGUGCUGGUGGGCGCAAGAAGAUCUUCCGUCUGAGUGACGUGCUGAAGCCCCUGACAGAUGCCCAGGUGGAAGCUAUGAAGCUGGGCGCUGUGAAGCGGAUCCUGCGGGCUGAGAAGGCUGUGGCCUGCAGCGGGGCGGCCCAGGUGCGUAUCAAGAUCCUGGCCAGCCUGGUGACACAGUUUGACUCAGGCCUCAAGGCUGAAGUCUUGUCCUUUAUCCUGGAGGAUGUGCGGGCCCGCCUGGACCUGGCCUUCGCCUGGCUCUACCAGGAGUACAACGCCUAUCUGGCAGCUGGUGCUGCGGGCACCCUGGACAAAUAUGAAGCCUGCCUCAUCCGCCUGCUCUCUGGCCUUCAGGAGAGACCAGACCAGAAGGAUGGGAUCUUCACCAAGGUGGUGCUGGAAGCCCCACUCAUCACUGAGAGUGCCCUGGAGGUGAUUCGCAAGUACUGCGAGGAUGAGAGCCGCACCUACCUGGGCAUGUCCACUCUUAGAGACUUGAUCUUCAAGCGCCCGUCCCGCCAGUUCCAGUACCUGCACGUCCUCCUAGACCUCAGCUCCCAUGAGAAGGACAAGGUGCGCUCCCAGGCCCUACUGUUCAUUAAGCGUAUGUACGAGAAGGAGCAGCUGCGAGAAUAUGUGGAGAAAUUUGCCCUCAACUACCUGCAGCUCUUGGUCCAUCCCAACCCACCAUCCGUGCUGUUUGGAGCCGACAAGGACACAGAGGUGGCGGCCCCCUGGACCGAGGAGACGGUGAAACAGUGUCUGUACCUCUACCUGGCACUCCUGCCUCAGAACCACAAGUUAAUCCACGAGCUGGCGGCCGUGUACACCGAGGCUAUCGCUGACAUCAAGCGGACGGUUUUGAGGGUCAUUGAACAGCCGAUCCGAGGUAUGGGCAUGAAUUCGCCUGAGCUGCUCCUGCUGGUGGAAAACUGCCCCAAGGGGGCAGAGACCCUGGUCACCCGCUGUCUGCACAGCCUCACAGAUAAAGUGCCACCCUCCCCAGAGUUGGUGAAGCGGGUCCGUGACCUGUACCACAAGCGUCUGCCUGAUGUCCGCUUCCUCAUCCCCGUGCUCAAUGGGCUGGAGAAGAAAGAGGUGAUCCAGGCCCUGCCCAAACUCAUCAAACUCAACCCCAUCGUGGUGAAGGAGGUCUUCAACCGGCUGCUGGGCACCCAGCAUGGUGAAGGCAACUCGGCCUUGUCCCCCCUGAACCCUGGAGAGCUCCUGAUUGCGCUACACAACAUUGACUCAGUGAAGUGCGACAUGAAAUCCAUCAUCAAAGCCACCAACCUGUGCUUUGCGGAGCGGAACGUGUACACGUCGGAGGUGCUGGCCGUGGUGAUGCAGCAGCUCAUGGAGCAGAGCCCCCUGCCCAUGCUGCUCAUGAGGACCGUCAUCCAGUCCCUGACCAUGUACCCCCGCCUGGGGGGCUUCGUCAUGAACAUCCUGGCCCGCCUCAUCAUGAAGCAGGUGUGGAAGUAUCCCAAGGUGUGGGAGGGCUUCAUCAAGUGCUGCCAGCGCACCAAGCCCCAGAGCUUCCAGGUCAUCCUGCAGCUGCCGCCCCAGCAGCUGGGCGCCGUCUUUGACAAGUGCCCGGAACUCCGGGAGCCCCUGCUGGCCCACGUGCGCUCCUUCACCCCCCACCAGCAAGCACAUAUCCCCAACUCCAUCAUGACCAUCUUGGAGGCCAGCGGCAAGCAGGAGCCAGAGGCCAAGGAGGCGCCUGCAGGGCCCCUGGAAGAGGACGACCUGGAGCCCCUGGCUCUGGCCCCUGCUCCGGCCCCCCGGCCCCCGCAGGACCUCAUGGGCAUGAGGCUGGCCCAGGAGAAGGCCUUGACGCAGCUGGAGGAGGAGCAGAAGCUGAAGCCGGCGGGCGUGGGUGCGGCCGCCGCCUCCUCGUGCCCCGCGCGGCCCGGGCCUCCCCCGGCCGAGGAGGCCAUGGAUUUCCGGGAGGAGGGGCCGGAGUGCGAGACCCCGGCCAUCUUCAUCAGCAUGGACGACGACUCGGGGCUCACCGAGGCCGCGCUCCUGGACUCUAGUCUUGAGGGGCCCCUCCCUAAGGAGGCAGCAGUGGGCGCGCCCGCCGCGAAGGAGGAGCGGAGCCCGCAGACCCUCGGCCCCGCGGGGGACGACGCCAAGACACCCAGCCCCGCGGCCGAGGAGGCGGGGGAGCCCGAGGCCAGGGGCAACAGCUGACGGGGCUGGGGGGCGGGGGGACGGGCCGGAGCAGCAGGGCUUUGCCUUGAAACUA